GAUUUGGUCUGGUUUUAUUUUACGGAAAAGUGAGACAAUCUUCUCCGAUAGGUCUAAGGCUACAGAGGAGGGGCGGUAGUAUCUCUCUCCUAUGCUAUGACACACCUCCCGCAGCGAAUGUCCGAGAGGCUUUGCUCUCACAACAACUUGGAGGCGGCACUAAUUGAUAAAGGUUCCGGCAACUCAAGAGGCAGUUCGGAGUACCCAGUAGAGAGGCGGACGAGGCUAGGAUAUUUCGGGGCGCUGUGUGGAGUGUGGAGAUAAGUCAUGAGAGUGUUGCAUGUGAAGGAGAGUUGUGAGCAUCAUAUCAUAUCUUUCCAAAUCUGAUCCUGUCAAGGAACGCGCUGAUUGUUUAGGAGAUGACAUAGAACCCCGCCCUUCGAUAGCAUCCAGGAAGGAUAAGGAGGGCUGCACAAUUCCCCUUGCCCUCCUGGUCAUUCCGAAGCACGAGAGCGGGAACUAUAUAAGGUUCUUACGAGGGGCAUGGGGCGGCAAGAAGUCCUAUGGAUCGCCCUCCUGAGGAGGGGAGGGAGGAAUGAUGACUCGGAAGCGGAUGCAAAGCUAUUCUCGGCGGCCUGGUCAGCCAGACCAAGAGUUAGUCAAGAAUUAUAAUAAUAAUAAGAUAGAUAAGAUAGAUGUACGGAUAAUGUACAGCGUAUAACUAUUCCCUUUCCAACCCGCUGAGCAUCGCAUCGGGUUGACGAUGUUUGUUUGAUCCGGCAGCGCGGAGGCUCGGAGGCUCAAGUCCCCGGGAUUACUAAGCCCCAGGAAUUGCCCCUCCCCACCGCCACAAGCCGCCAACAAGGGAAAGUGCGAAAUCCUAUCUCAACCUCAGCAGAAUGUCUCCUAUAUACCUAACCUAUACGGAGUAUACUACUCUUAUACUCCAUACUAUAUACUUCUUAUACUCCUCCUACUACUACUACUACAGCAGAACCCGUAUAACUAGUCUUGCCAGAGUCAGUCAGGCGGAUUGCUGAAACUCCGCGGCUGCGUUCCAAGGGCCCUUUUUGACGAGACUGAUGACGGCCUGUCGUCGUUGUGCAACGUCCCAAUUGCAUAGCAAACCCUGGAACGCCUUGAGUAGGUAUUCGUUUAGCUAUGUACGGAGUACUCCGUAUGAUCGAAUCAAAACGUGACUAAAGGAGGGCGCUAAGACGUAAUUUCGGGCCUGAACCACGUUCUCGCUUCCAGACUUCAAGCCACAGCUCGACACGCGGAAUACGAGAUGUUAAUUGAGUCGCCAGUGAAGGAAUCACCAAUUAUAUUGUCCAGAAAUCUUUGAUGCGACCCAAGGACAAACCCAGAGAACAACUAUGUCAAUCUCAACUACUCCGUACUAGGUUCGGCCGGGGCACAUAAGCCUUCUGCCGUCUCCGUUUCUGAUCACGACUGCAAAGAUGAGCACGGUAAUUUUGCACACACUGGAACGCCCAAGGACCGAUUCCCCGACAUCUCAUGUAACUACAACUUCCGUGUGGGCAAUAAUAAUAAUAAUAAUGGAACGGGACGUUUCGGGCCAUAAACUUCAGAGACAGCCAUGAGUUUUCCAGCGUUUGGGCUGGAAAUGCUAACUAACCACUUUAGGGUAAAUGAAAUGACGGUGAAAGGCGCAGCGGGCGGCAUUGGGCAUAUUAUUGGCUAUUCGCGGCUGUGGCUGCUGGAAAGAGCUCAAAAAAGUCCGGAAUCUGUCAGGUUCAAACCAAACAGAUGGAGAUUCUGCAACAACGUCAAAAAUACAAUUAUACUGCGUAUGCUGCCUGCCUGACCCUGAAAACCAAGGAUUAACUAUGCCCACACUGCUUUCAACGGGAAAAAAAUCUACCCGUACGCCGAAUUGUUCUCAUCUUAGCCAAUCUUUGGCCUCCCGAGUUCGUGGACUUGUCCUGAACUAGCUGGACGGGGACCAGCUUGAAAAGGUUUUUUUCUGUUCUCUUCUCCUUUGUUUGUUCAUGAUCAUUUCGUGCUCGAUAUUUUAUGCAAGAAUUUUGCGAGAGAUAUUUAAUCUGAUCCCACGCCCAUCUGCGUCUCUCCCGCUUUCUCGUAUUCUUUUUUUUUUGCUGUCCCUUCCGAACGAUGUUUGUCGUAGAAGAACCUCGAUCCCCACGCUAUUCUUCUCAGCCCUUUACAUUAACAUCCUACUUAGCGUGAAGAAAGCCGCGGUCAGCGGGAACUACUGCAUCCCCAUUCGAAUAUCUAAACUAUGAAAUCUUUGAACUCCCUUUUCUCCCGCAGCUCUGAUGCUAAAGCGACGGGGGAAGUAGGUCCAGUUUCUUCUGCUUCCACAGCAGUACCAAGCCAUCCCGAUUCUGUUAUCGAGCCGGAGAAAGACAAUGCUUCCACACACGAUGAAGCUCCCACGCCACAGGCAACAGCAGGUGCAGACGAGAAGACGCUCUCCGGAAUACCAGAGGGAGCAGAUGGAUUAGAAGUGUCAACCGACAACGCAAAAGAUGGCAACGCAAAAGAUGACAACAGCAAUGAGACAAAUUAUCUCUCGGGGUUUCCUCUCAUAAUUGUUGUCGUCGGCUUGUGUCUUGCUGUUCUCCUUGUUGCACUGGACAACACGAUUAUCGCCACCGCCAUUCCCAAGAUCACGGACCAUUUUAAAGCUCUAGAUGAUGUUGGUUGGUACGGGAGCUCGUACUUACUAACAACCUGCGCCUUUCAAUUGAUGUUCGGGAAGUUCUACUCCUUCUACCCAGUCAAAUGGGUGUUUUUGACUGCAAUUCUGAUAUUCGAGAUCGGUUCGGUCGUCUGUGGUGCUGCACCUAACUCGGAAGCCUUGAUCGUCGGCCGCGCCAUUGCUGGAAUUGGCUCAGCGGGCAUUUUCAGUGGUGCUAUGAUUAUCAUCACUUACUCUGUCGCAUUGGAAAAACGUCCCAUGUACAAUGGCGUAUUGAGCAGUAUGUACGGUAUUGCCUCUGUAGCCGGACCAUUGAUGGGUGGUGCUUUUACGGAUAAGGUCUCCUGGCGAUGGUGUUUCUACAUCAACCUUCCCAUCGGCGCCGUCACGAUUGCCGCCAUCUUCAUUUUCCUUGCCCAUCCGAAGCAGACGUUGAAGAAGCCAGAUUCUUGGAAGGGCCAAUUAGCACAGCUGGACCCCUGGGGAACAGCAACCUUCAUGCCCGGUAUUGUCUCCCUUCUUCUGGCGCUUCAGUGGGGAGGCACUAGGUACCCAUGGAGCAACGCCCGCAUCAUCGCCCUCUUCGUUCUCUUCGGUGUCCUCAUCAUUGCGUUCGUCAUCAUCCAGAUUUGGAAGGGAGAAAACGCAACCGUUCCCCCUCGCAUCGUGAAAAAACGUAGCAUGGGAUUUGCCAGCUUCUUCGCUUUCACCCUCGGUUCCUCCUUCUUUAUCCUCGUCUUCUAUCUCCCUCUAUGGUUCCAGGCGAUCAAGGGCUCCUCCGCAACCAAGUCCGGCGUUAUGACUAUCCCCAUGGUCCUUAGCCUCGUGAUCGGCUCGAUUAUUGGCGGCGUCUCAAUCUCGUUGAUGGGAUACUUCACCCCAUUCUUCUACAUAUCUACCGUCCUCGCUACCGUCGGCGCUGCAUUGCUCACAACCUUUACUACCGAAACCGGCUCCCCGAAAUGGAUCGGCUAUCAAGUCAUCUACGGCCUUGGCAUUGGAAUAGGAUUCCAACUCCCCAUCCUCAUCCCCCAAGUGGUCCUGGACAUCCAAGACGUUGCAAUCGGCAUCGUCGUGGCCAUGUUUUCCCAACUCCUCGGCGGCGCCCUCUUCGUUUCCGUCGCCCAGAACAUAUUCACCAACAAGCUUUUCACAGGUAUUGUCUCCGCUGCGCCGGAGGUCGAUCCGACCAUCGUAUUACGCGAAGGUGCAACGUCGUUGCAGAGAGUGAUUCCGGAGCGAUUCCUUGAUGCCGUGCAGGAGGUGUAUAACUCUGCCUUGACGGAGACAUGGUAUGCCGCGGUUGCGAUGUCGGCGCUAGGGAUUAUUGGAGCGCUUGGUGUUGAGUGGAAGAGUGUGAAGGGGAAAAAGCUUGAUGCUUCAGUUGCUUAGAGAAAUGUCGGAUACCGGGCUUUUCUUGUCAUGUUUUUCUUUUUCUUUUCUCUUCUGUCAUUUUCUAUUCUCUCUUUUUUUUUACGAUAUAUUAAUAUUAGGUGUUUUGACUCGGUUUUCUUUGGCGUAUUACCUUGUCCAGUUUUUUCUUGCCUUUUACUUCUCCCUAUAUACCAUUGUAUCAUUGCAUAUCCUCUUCCCCCCUUUUUUUUUCUUUCUUUAUUUCUUUUUCGUCGCUGAUACCACAUUCCGCUCAACCCAACUUCUGCUCUUUCCCACUAGUACCACACAAGAACGCAGGCCCCUGUACUAUUUUCACGACUAUCCCUUAAGGUGUUUUGUUCGAUCAUUCACAUCGACAUGCGGUGGUUUUCCAUCAGAAGAGAGAGGAAAAAAAAAAAAAAACAAAAAAAAAAAAAAAACAAACCUCCAAUCAUGGCCAUUGAGUUGUUUCCGUUUAAUGGUAGGUUACACCUUGUUGAGCUAGAUAGAUAUAGAGCUAUAUAAAAGAAAUCGAAAUGAUUUAAAUAACGAAGAUUAUGCAGUGGGUAGGAUAGAAUUUUAUCAAAUAAUUGAGCAAUUCAUACGUAGUGAGUUCGCCUUUGUUUCUGUAUUACUAUUUUCACAAGCAAAAGAAGACGAAGACGCAGGAAACUAUAAAUUUAUUGUCAUGUUCAUUUCAUCAUCACAUUACGCAUGCAUUCAUGCGGGAUCCACGGGUGAGUCGAAUACGAAAAACCACAAUAAGAAAUAAAAACAGGAAAUAAAGAAAGGAAAUAUCCAUCUCAAACCGAAAGCCGAACAGUCUGCUCUGACCCACCACCAUCAGAGACGGCGGGAUCAUUAGCCUUCCUUUCGACCACGAAAUUGCUGCUGCCAUUUAGUAGAUCGCCAUCAUCGAUCGUAAUAGGUAAACUACCAAUACCCACCCCAUCCUCCUCGCCCAUCGCAUAGCCCAUCUCAAAUAUGCUAUAGUUCCCUGCGAACUCCUUCAGCAUGGUGUCGAUGGAUUGUUCGUCCAUAUCCUCGCUGAGUAGUGUAUUGCCCAGCUCGUGUGGUGGUGGUUCGGAUUCGGUGGCAGUGGCCGCUCCCGCGCCCGCGCCCAUUUCGGGUUCAGCUGGGUUUUGUAACGGGCGCUGUGCAAUAUGGUCAAUGGAGAAACCGCAGACGCCCGUGUUGGUGGUGUCAUGGGCGUAGGCGUUUGGGUUGCUGUGACUGGACACAGGCGUGCAUAAAUCAUCCCCAUCCCCAUUGCCAUUGCCAUUGCCAUUGCCAUUGCCAUUUCGGUUCUCGAUCUUACUCUUCACCCCCAUCUCAUUCCCGUGUUCACCCGGUCGCCCAUCUUUAUCCUCGCCCACAUCUCUACCCCUGGUGCCCGCCUCACCCCCGUUCUCAGACGCAGACGAAGAAACGCUGCUGCUCCCCUCCCGCACACGCGGGUGGCUAACGAUAGAAUCCAAAAUCUUCAAACUGGGUGGACACGCCUUGGGCGACGACAUGGGGCCGUAGCAAUCCAUCCCUGCGCUGGCAAGGUCAUAGCAAUCUGACGGUGUGGUUACCGCGCCUCCCGCCUGGCCCUGCGUCGUCAAGGUCGUCAUCGCUGUUGUCGCGAUGGGUUAUGCGAGUAUUGCUGCUGUUGCUGCUGUUGGUAGUGUUGAACACCCAUGUCCCGCAUGAUCUUUUCGAUGGAGUAAGUGAUGGAGUCGGCGACCGGGUAGAUUUCGCGGAGGCGGAGAAUGGUCUGCAGACAUUGGUGUAGGCUGUUUAGGCUGGUUAAGUUUAUCGCGGAGCCGGAGGAGCUGAGGUCGAUGACAUGCGCUGCGAUGGCGGAGAGGAGCGGGGUGGCGCCGUUUGAGGGAAGGUAGCGGGUAAGGUUUAAGUGGUGCAGGUCCUGUGCGAUGGCGGUUAUUUCGGCGGCGGUGCAUCUGACUUUUUCGAGGGAUUCUUGGUGUAAUUCGCUGGGUUGUAAUUUGUUUGGGAGGGCUCGUAUUAUUUGGGGGAGAUGUAGGGUACUGCGUGUAGCGAGGUAGAGUAAUUUGAGCAUACUGCGAUGAAGGUGAAGGACUUCCUCCGCUUCGGAUAAUUCGCAGGCGAAUUGUGGGGAAUAUCGUGUUUCCUUGGGGGUGUUCGCGAACCACUUGUCUAGACCCUCGUCAUGAUACCUGAUUUGCGCGAUAUCCGUUGCCUCUGUUUUUGGGAUAAGAGCCAUCCGUGAACCUCUCAUCAUCUCGACGUCGUGGACCGGAGUACGAUACUGCAACGCAAGUGCCUGAUGUAAAUGGCGGCACAGUUUUACCUUCUCAAUAAACAGGAGUGCCAAAACCUGUUGAUAUGACUGGUUGCUUAGGGUUUCGCUGCCUCCGAUCAUCUGCCGCAGGUGGUUUGGCAAUGGUUGGAGUUCAAAAUCAUCGAGGCUGACCAUGUCCAGGUCAUAGUCAUCCUCUCUGAGUCUUGCAGGGCGCCUCAUACCAAGCGGAAUAGUCUUAUCUCGGCUAUAUAAAAUCCACCAGGUACGCCUCCACAUUCGUCUAGUA
Messenger RNA from Blastomyces gilchristii SLH14081, 6552 nucleotides. Its product is annotated as major facilitator superfamily transporter. Gene Ontology annotation, biological process: transmembrane transport. The record is from RefSeq and is a predicted model, not a curated record. Gene Ontology annotation, molecular function: transmembrane transporter activity. Lineage: Eukaryota; Fungi; Ascomycota; Eurotiomycetes; Onygenales; Ajellomycetaceae. Bases 2204 to 4018 code for a protein of 604 amino acids. The transcript has 4 exons.